AUGUUAGAGGGUAUAAGAAAGGGAAUAGGAAAUAGAAUUGUUGUGAUUAAAGGUGGUGAUAAAGCUAGUGUGAUAAUAACAUUGACGGAUGGACGGCUCGAUGAUGUACAAGAAUCCAUCCAACAGGCUAAUAUAGUUCGAAAUCUUGGAGCUCGUGUCCUUGCUGUACGUGUAGGAGAUAGCGAUAUCAACGACCUUAUCGACGUCGCCGAUAAACCGACAUCGCAACAUAUAUUCAGAGGCGAUACCUUCAAUGACCUCGACAGCGUUAUUGACCAGAUCGUCAAUACAUCCUGUGUCGAAAUCCUGUCUGCUUAUCCUACUGAAGUUUGUAUCGGAGAAACGUUCAACGUCACUAUAAGAGGGAAUGGUUUUACUCGAACAAACGAUAACUCUAAAGUACUGUGUAACUUUCGACUUAAUGAUACCGAUAAUCAAGAGGUUUCGCCGUAUUCAGUGACUGACAGUGAAUUGGUUUGUGCAGCGCCACACAUAGAGGCAGAUGGGAGUUUUGUGGUGCUCCAAGUUUCGGUGAAUGGAAAGACCUUUAUAUCGAGUAAUGUUACUAUUACUGGCUCGACUUGCACACCGCCCAAUGUAACUGGUAUUGUUUUGGGCUUGUUAUUCGCUCUUCUUGCUAUUGGUCUAUUUCUUCUAUGGUGGUUCUGGCAGCUCCUAUGUUGUGUGGUUGUCGUGAAGCCUCCGCCCCCUCCCCCUUCUCCUCCUGCCUCGCCCACCGAUAAGAAGUGGCCAACAGUAGACGCGUCGUACUAUGGUGGAGGCGGAGUAGGAGGGAUAAAAGCCAUGAGGGUGAACUGGGGUGAGAAUGGUUGCACAGAGGCGGGGUCCCACCUUGAGAAAGCUAAGAACGCCAAGACUUUAGCAAUUAACGAGGAAUCAAACGGAGCGCUCCUAGGAUCAAAUGGAAGGAUGACAUGCCUAGAAGGACUCAAGAAAAAGCUUGCACAAUGUUUUGCACCAGUGAAAGCAUUAUAUGACAGAAUAGCAGUCAAAAGACCUGCACCGGGUCAAAAGGGGUACUGCUGUGCAGUCCAGCGCUGAGGGUCAUGAUCAUCGAAGUUCAUGUUUCGAGACUCAGAAUGUCGUAAUCUUGGAUCAAACUAUUUGCAAUACUUGGAUACAUUCACAAUUUCAUGAUGUAUAUAUUUUUUUAGAACUUGUGAUAAUCACCAAAACACCUCCUUUAUCAGGAAAACCAUUCCCAAGAAUAUUAUAGUAGCUACAGAUUGUGUAAAGUUUAUUUUAGAAAGCUAGGCUGUUGUGAAGUUUAAAUACAAUCAUCCUCAGUUGAAUAAUAAAUUUAUGGCUGUAUGUUUUAUGCUAAAAUAUCAAUUAGUCGCAAAGAAAUUGGAAUUCAUAUUAUUGUAUCAUUGCCUGGAUAUUGGCUUUGAUUUUAAUUAUUAUUCCUAUUCCUUAUUAUUGCUGUCAUCACAUUCAUGUGACCAUUUCAACACCACUUGCAUUUUUUAUGUGCUGAAAAUGUUAUUAGCAUAGUCAUGAAAUUUAAAUAUAUUUUAUUUAAAUAAUCUCUCAUAGCCUACAGUUGAUGCUUAUGAUGUGAAUACAUUAGUCAAAAGAAUAUUUUUGUACAUAUGCAGAAUAAUAUUGUACAUACUUUUGUAAGAUAUGUUUUUUUUUCUAUUUAGGUAAUAUUUCUACCAUGUAUUACUGUACAUUACAUUCAUCAUCCUCUAUACUACUGAAUAAUAAUGGCCACCUGUUUAGUGUUUUAAUAACGGUAGCAUUGUGAUGCUAGCUGCAAAUAGACAUUAUUACACCAGUCAUAGGCGAAAUGCAAGCUUCCUAAGUGACUGGCAAACAUGAUAUAGCAUAUUUGGUUCGCCUGCGGGGAUCCCAUUUCAUAAAGAAUUAGUAAUAAAUGCAAAAUUUCUAUAUCAAGUUUACCAUCAACCCAUCAAAUUGAACGAUUUCAGUAGCUUUAAACUGCUAUCCAAUUUUUAUGACACGGGCCCUGGGUUGAGAGUGGCAAAUGUAGAUGAACUUCUUGCCAAAGGACUUGCUUUGAUGGCAAUUGAAUCUCGGACCCUAUGGUUCAAAGACCGUGGACUUAUUCACCAGUCCACUAAUCAAGUUAAGAAAAGCUUGAAGGUAUAUGUUGAAUACAUGAAUGAUUAAAAUCACAUAAUUUGUUUUACUAUACAUCACUAAUUGCACACUUCAAUUCAUGUAACGUAGAUAUAGGUCACUUGAUAAGGUACAUUUGUUGGUCUCAUAUGCAGUUUAAGUACAGCAAAAUAUCAUUAUGGAACUGAUGUAUAACAGGGAAAUAGCCUAACACAUCUUAGUUGGGUUUUGACAUGAUCUACUGAUCAACUUUACCAAGAAUAACAAAUUUGUGAAAUUAAUUAAUACAGUUAAUUUUUAGGAUCCUUGCCUUCACUGUUUGUACAAUUAAACCGACUAAAUAUAAUAAACUAAUAUAUGAAAAUUAUACAUUGUCUAAUGAUAACCGAGCAAUAUAGAAUUGACAUAUACUAGUUUCAUCAUAAAUUUAGAAUGUAUGCCAUUUUUUUAAAUGAAUACUGGUAGUAUAAUGAUAGUUUAAAGAUGCAUUCUAUUCAGUUGGCACAUAUAUAUAAAUGUUUUGUACACAAAUGAUAAAAAAACAUUUCUGCAGU
Molecule: messenger RNA, 2660 nt
Organism: Lytechinus pictus (painted urchin)
Lineage: Eukaryota; Metazoa; Echinodermata; Echinoidea; Temnopleuroida; Toxopneustidae
Product: anthrax toxin receptor 1-like
Exons: 12
Coding region: 1-1062 (353 amino acids)
Cellular component (GO): membrane
Molecular function (GO): signaling receptor activity
Source: RefSeq, a predicted model, not a curated record